AUGGCUCCGGGACCCCAUGGGAACGUCCUCCGUGGCCUGGGGGUCCCUGGCAACCCCCGACCCCUGGCGCCCAAUGCCGCCAAACCGAGCAGCGGGCUGCCAGGGGUGCCCCCGGGGCGGCGGCCUGGGGCCGGGGCGCUGCUGGCGCUGGCUACCGUGGCGGGCAACCUGCUGGCCAUCGUGGCCAUCGCGCGGACGCCGCGGCUGCAGACCAUCACCAACGUGUUCGUGACUUCGCUCGCCGUGGCCGACCUGGUGGUGGGGCUCUUGGUGGUGCCGCCCGGGGCCACCCUGGCGCUGACCGGCCACUGGCCCCUGGGCGCCACGGGCUGCGAGCUGUGGACGUCGGUGGACGUGCUGUGCGUGACGGCCAGCAUCGAGACGCUGUGCGCGCUGGCCGUGGACCGCUACCUGGCCGUCACCAACCCGCUGCGCUACGGCGCGCUGGUCACCAAGAGGCGCGCGCGCGCGGCCGUGGCGCUGGUGUGGCUGGUGUCGGCCGCUGUGUCCUUCGCGCCCAUCAUGAGCCAGUGGUGGCGCGUGGGCGCCGACGCCGAGGCGCAGCGCUGCCACUCGAACCCGCGCUGCUGCGUCGCCUCCAACGUGCCCUACGCGCUGCUGUCCUCCUCCGUGUCCUUCUACUUGCCGCUGCUGGUGAUGCUCUUCGUCUACGCGCGCGUCUUCGUCGUGGCCACGCGCCAGCGGCGCCUGCAGCGCCUGGAACUGGGCCGCUUCCCGCCCGGGGAGUCCCCGAGGGCCGCGGCGCCUUGCUCCCGCUUCCCCGCCCGGACCCCGCCGCGCGCCCCCCGAGUCCGAGGGCCCUCGGACGUGCGGAGACACGCGCGCCUGCUGCCGCUCCGGGAGCACCGCGCGCUGCGCACGUUGGGGCUCAUCGUGGGCACCUUCACGCUCUGCUGGCUGCCCUUUCUUCGUUGGCCAACGUGGUGCCGCGCCCUCGGGGGCCCUCGCUGGUGCCCCCGGUUCUGUCCUCCCUCGCCCUCAACCUGGCUGGGCUAUGCCAACUCGGCCUUCAACCCCGUCAUCUACUGCCGCAGCCCCCGAUUCCGCAGCGCUUUCCGCCGCCUGCUGUGCCGCUGCGGGUCCCGGGAUCCUCUCGCCGUCUCGGCCCGCCGCCGCCGUCCAGCCUGGGGUUCCCUCCCGCGCGGCCCAGUCGGGCCAGACCUCGGUUCGCUGAUGGCCUCCCUCAUACCAGACACACGAUACCUCUGA
Molecule: messenger RNA, 1230 nt
Organism: Suncus etruscus (white-toothed pygmy shrew)
Lineage: Eukaryota; Metazoa; Chordata; Mammalia; Eulipotyphla; Soricidae
Gene: ADRB3
Product: adrenoceptor beta 3
Biological process (GO): adenylate cyclase-activating adrenergic receptor signaling pathway; norepinephrine-epinephrine-mediated vasodilation involved in regulation of systemic arterial blood pressure
Cellular component (GO): membrane
Molecular function (GO): beta3-adrenergic receptor activity; norepinephrine binding; epinephrine binding
Source: RefSeq, a predicted model, not a curated record